Molecule: messenger RNA, 1075 nt
Organism: Meloidogyne enterolobii
Lineage: Eukaryota; Metazoa; Nematoda; Chromadorea; Rhabditida; Meloidogynidae
Source: the annotation of a GenBank genome assembly
AUGCCUUUGGCAUGUUUCGAUAUAGUAAUAAAUAGAUGGUGGUUAUGUUGGGUCACACAAUCCAUCUCUCAUUCAGUCACAAAAUGGAAGGGAUGGAAGGGAUUCAUCUCAACUUUUUUUAGUGCCUAUCCGAUUACUCUCUCAUUUUGCCCAAUGCUUGAAGCUUUCUCGGCUUUUACCUCCCUCCCCCUCUUCCCCCUCAAUUCAUUUUCCCGCACAUUCAGCCAGUCAGUCUCCCUCCCAUGUUUGGCAGCGCACUCUCCUUUCAAUUUUUUCCAUUCCAUUCGCUCCGCUCAUUUUCUAUUUUUUUUUCUACUACUUUUUAUAAACCAACUGCUCAUUCAUCCCCCCUUAAACAUUCUCAUCAGUGCCAAAAAAGCUUUUCAGCGAUAGCAGUCAGUAGUUGAUGUUGGGAAGGUUUGCCAACAUAAAAUAUCUCUCUCUCCCUUUUGCCAAUAAAUAUACAUAUAAAUGGUGGCAAGCCGCCUUUGGCACACAAUUUUCUGUUAUUUAGUUGAUGUCUGCUCUGAUGUGAGUGACACAAGCGAUAGCUAAAAGGAAUAAGAAUAUUUUAGGGCGGAGGCUUGAAUAAAGCAGUCAGCCGUUGUUUGGCGCAUUUUGUCCCGUUGAACGAAGCCUUAGACCUCUAGGCCUCAACAUUUUCCUUUCAUUCUUGUUUGAGUGAUGGCGACGGCUGCCUGGCUGCCAUUUUCUUUCUUUCAUUUUUUUUUUGAGAUCGUUUAUUUAUUCAAUCUAAAAUUACUACUAUAUUUUAUUCGGGCAAAAAUGGAAAUUUUUAAUGACACACAGUAAACCUCUGACAGAAUAUAUUCAUUUUAAUUCUUCCAAUCAGUUUAUUUUCUACUGAUCUACUGCAUUGCAAGCAUCCGUAAGACUACUUAAAUAAUUAGUAAGACCACUUAAAGUCGAAUCAGGUCAUUUUUGGUAUAAUUGGCCUUAUCCCGUUGAGCUGCAGUUAGUGGGGAAUCAACGUCAUUGGGGGUUUAUGCUUAGUUGUGGGGUUGGCGUUAGGCAGGGGUUUGAGUUACCAAUAAAGAUAGUGCGUUUCCUUAUU